This is a messenger RNA of Castor canadensis (American beaver), 1306 nucleotides long. RefSeq names its product transmembrane protein 169 (gene Tmem169). NCBI's taxonomy places the organism in Eukaryota, Metazoa, Chordata, Mammalia, Rodentia, Castoridae. The record is from RefSeq and is a predicted model, not a curated record.
CGCUGGCUUCUAUCCCUGGGUUCGUGUGGCACAUAUCCUUGGGACAUGUUUACACAGCCCCCUCUAAGAAGCUUGGUGAUGUGUGGAUUGUGACUUUGCUCAAGGAGUCAGACUCUUCAUAAGGCACAGCUAGACAUCAGGACUGGGAUGGAAGAGCCAGCACUAGUGGAAGGCCAAGGCCAGCUCCCAAGCCCCCACCAGGGCUCUCUGAGGAGGGCUGUGGCUGCUGCAUUGGCCUUGGAUGGGGAAUCCACGAUAGGUCGCAGGAAAAAGAAAAAGAAAGAGUCUCGACCAGAAUCUAUCAUCAUCUACCGAUCAGAUAAUGAGAAAACGGAUGAGGAACCUGAGGAAUCAGAAUGUGGAGAUCGGCCUAAAGAGGAGGAGGGAGAUGAUUUCCUAGACUAUCCUGUGGAUGAUGGUAUGUGGAACAUGCCUUUGGACAGCCGCUAUGUCACAUUAACUGGGACCAUCACUCGAGGGAAGAAAAAGGGCCAGAUGGUGGACAUCCAUGUCACAUUGACAGAGAAGGAGCUGCAGGAAUUGACCAAGCCCAAGGAGUUGUCAAGGGACACAACUCCUGAAGGAAGAAAGGGCUGCCAGGUAGGAGCAGACCGGGGACCCCAUGUGGUCCUCUGGACAUUGAUCUGCCUACCUGUGGUUUUCAUGCUCUCUUUUGUUGUCUCUUUCUACUAUGGCACUAUCACCUGGUACAACAUCUUCCUUGUAUACAACGAGGAGAGGACCUUCUGGCACAAGAUCUCCUACUGUCCCUGCCUCAUUCUCUUCUACCCUGUGCUCAUCAUGGCCAUGGCCUCUUCCCUAGGCCUCUAUGCUGCUGUGGUCCAACUCUCAUGGUCCUGGGGAGCAUGGUGGCAAGCUGCCCAGGACAUGGAGAAAGGCUUCUGUGGUUGGCUCUGCAGCAAGCUAGGUUUGGAGGAUUGUUCUCCUUACAGCAUUGUGGAGCUGCUUGAAUCUGACAAUAUCUCAGGCAAUCUCUCCAACAAGGACCCGACCCAAGAAGUAGAAACCUCCACAGUCUAAACAGCCAACAACUCACUUCCUUCUCUGGCCCUAGUAGCUGAUAUAUUAUACUACAGUUUCAUCAAUUUCUUUCUUUAAAUUAUCCCCUGCCCACAACAGUUCUGGAAAAUCCUGACUCAUACUGAUUUGUCCUGUCAUCUUGAUGGCUCCAGGAGGACAGGGAACAGAAAACCAAGUUGUGCCAAAUCAGUCCAUCCAAAGGACACUUGAUUCUCUGCCCUAAAAUAACCAUUUAUUUGGGUCAGAGAGAGUGCCACUGUAUUUC